AGUCAUGACUUACGAAUUUAUAUUUAGACUCUCUCCUUCCAAGACACACCGAAUCAUACAGAAUUUCAGCCAUGAGCAACUUUUCCACUAUCAUUGAGAGAUGGUGGCUGGUCACCUUUGUAAGCUUCAUGGUAAUUCUCUUUGUCUUCCUCAAUAACGGCCCCAGCAGCACCAACACUUCAGUUCUUCAGAACCUACCGAGACCAUUAACAACUUCAAUUGACUUUCCCAAUACGGUGAACGUGCAAUAUCCCAACCCUCAAAACUUCAACCCCAACAGCGAACAAGCCACUUCUCGCUUUCCUAUGUCCAAUUUACCAUCUUGCAUUCCUUUGAAUUUUACCAGCACUAAUGUGGAACCGGAAAAAUCCUCUCAGGUUACCAUGUCAGAGUUGAAAAUUCCAGAAGCAGAGAAAUCUUCUACUCAGGUUCCGCAGUGGCAGAAUCCAAAGCCAUCAUACCUCAUUGGAAAUGUUGAACAAGAAAAAUCUGCUCAACAGUUUCCUGUUUCCAACUCAGAAACUUCAAGGUUAAAUGUCCAGGCUCCGCAGUGGCAGAAUUCAAAGCCAUCAUACUCCAGUACUGGAAAUGUUGAACCUGAAAAAUCUGCUCAACAGGUUCCUGUUUCCAACUGGGAAAAUUCAAGGUCAUUAACCUUAAAUAAUCAGAUUCCGAGAACGGAAUUGCAGAAUUCAGAACCAUCAAGAUUAAAUGUUCAGGUUCCGAAGACGAAAUUGCAGAAUUCAGAACCAUCAAUCGAGAGUGAUAACGUCGAGGAAGAAAUUGCAAUGGAGGAAAACAAAUGUGAUAUCUUUGAUGGAAAAUGGGUGUAUGAUCCUCAGACAAGUCCUAUGUACGACCCUACAAUAUGUGAUUCUUUUCUUAGCGACACUGUGAACUGCCGGAGGCAUGGGCGGUCAGACAGAGAGUAUGAAAAAUGGAGAUGGGAAGCUAAAGAUUGUAAGAUUCCAAGGUUAAAUGCCCACGAUAUGCUGGAGAGACUAAGAGGGAAGCGAGUUAUACUGGUGGGAGAUUCAAUCAACCAUAGCCAAUGGGAAUCUCUUGCUUGCCUUCUUUACUCUACUAUUCCUAAUCAAUCCAGUGUUACAAGACCAGGAUGGACCUUUAAGUCAGAGGCAUAUGACCUCAGCGUUGAGUUCCAUUGGUCCAAUUUCUUGGUGGAAUUAGAAGUGAACCGAACAACAGGAAAAAGUAUUUUGAAACUUGACAGAGUUAGCCCUGGUGCUCGCAAAUGGGUUGGUGCGGAUAUUAUGGUGUUCAACACAGGCCACUGGUGGGCGAACCGGAAAAGAUGGGACUGGUUUCAGUACAAGAGGAAAGUGUUCGAGGAUAUGAAGCUGGAAACAGCAUUCAGAGUGGCAAUGAAGACUUGGGCACGGUGGAUCGAGAAGAACGUGGACACAAGCAAAACUAGAGUGUUUUUCCGUGGAUUUUCGGCAUCUCAUUUUGGAAAGCACUGGUGUUAUGGAGAAACAAUGCCUAUAAUGGAUGAGUCCUACAAGUUGACAUUCGGGAAGUCGUUGAAGGAAAUUGUGGAGAGGACAAUUUCAGCCUUGAAAAUUCCGGUUAAGUACUUGAACAUCACCAAGCUGACUCAGUACCGGGUUGAUGCUCAUUCCUCGAUUUAUAAAACACCGAAUGCAAAGCAACUGAUAGCAAGCGGACGGGAGAAGCCACAGAUGCUGGCGGAUUGCAGCCACUGGUGUGUACCUGGUGUACCGGAUACAUGGAACCAUCUGCUCUACGCUUCUAUGGUCUUGGAUAGCCGCCCAAGGCGCACCGCUUUGAAUAAACUGAUUUGAUUAGUUUCAUAUUCUUACUUUGGAAAAAAAAUAAAAAAACCGGGUAUUUCCGUUCGGAAGAAGUAAUUAAUACUUGGGCAAGUA
Rubroshorea leprosula is the source of this 1907-nucleotide messenger RNA. The record is from the annotation of a GenBank genome assembly. NCBI's taxonomy places the organism in Eukaryota, Viridiplantae, Streptophyta, Magnoliopsida, Malvales, Dipterocarpaceae.